Molecule: messenger RNA, 706 nt
Organism: Fomitopsis serialis
Lineage: Eukaryota; Fungi; Basidiomycota; Agaricomycetes; Polyporales; Fomitopsidaceae
Exons: 6
Coding region: 364-531 (55 amino acids)
Source: RefSeq, a predicted model, not a curated record
GCGGCUAUAUAUGACACUGCGUAAGCACCAGUAGAUUCAAAAGCGGAAAGACACAAGCCUCUAACUGGGACACGAGUCUAGUGCAUCCGAUUGGAUUAUCACCAGGUCCCUUGGCGCAGUGAGAGUACCGCUGACCAUCCGGGUCUGUGCCGCCGCGGUCGUAGACGUAUACAUCUCUAUCGCCAUCUCUUGGGUGCUGCGUAUGAGGAAGACUGGAUUCAGACGAACGGAUAGUAUGAUCAAUACACUGACCGUGUAUAUAAUCAACAGGGGGUUUCUCACGGCGUGAGUGCUUCUGGUACUGUUGAAGGUUUCCUCGAUGCGUACUGUUAUGUCAGCGUGCUGCAGGUUGUAUUCCUCGGAAUGUAUCUGGGCUCCAUCAACCAAACCAAGUUAAUAUGGGCGAUUCCCUACUGCGCUGGGAGUAAAGUCUACGUCAAUUCCAUGAUGGCAGUUCUAAAUGCUCGUAACCACUUGAGAGACGAUUUGUUACAUCGUGAGGAUGAGCUGUCCGGAUUUGAAGUGGCGUAGUCUGGGUCAUAUUCAUAUCCAUGGCAGUCCGCCUCGCAAGUUUGUAGUACAAAAUAGCAUGUACCGUUGACGUCACAUCAUAAGUCCAGAUAUCGCAGCGUGGCCGCAGGACUGAACGCGACACGAAUGAGCAGGACUAUGUUCAGAGAUGUAGCCAAAGACAAUAUGCAUGAGC